GCAACGCGGUUUAGCCUGGCGUAAGGUUUUCCUGUUAGCUCCGGGGGAAGAUAGCGGACGAGCGGUCGACACAGACACCUGAUGUGUUUAUCUAAAGUCUGAGUGAAAUUGUUUAGGAUCGUCCGUGGACUGUCUUAGUCCCUGUCUUAGCAUACUACAAUGAUCCGCUUCAUCCUCAUUCAGAACCGGGCAGGAAAGACACGACUGGCCAAAUGGUACAUGCAGUUUGACGAUGAUGAGAAACAGAAGCUGAUUGAGGAAGUGCACGCAGUGGUAACUGUCAGGGAUGCCAAACACACCAACUUUGUUGAGUUCAGAAACUUCAAGAUCAUUUACCGGCGUUAUGCCGGUCUCUACUUCUGCAUUUGUGUGGACGUGACUGAUAACAACUUGGCGUACCUGGAAGGGAUCCACAAUUUUGUUGAGGUGCUGAAUGAAUAUUUCCACAACGUCUGUGAAUUAGACCUCGUCUUUAACUUCUACAAGGUGUACACAGUGGUGGAUGAGAUGUUCCUGGCAGGAGAGAUCAGGGAGACCAGUCAAACCAAGGUCCUCAAACAACUCCUCAUGCUCCAGUCACUGGAGUAAACACCACUCAACCAUCCUUCCUACCUGCACCAGAAAUAACCGAUUAUUUCGUCCUGUCCCUCCAUCAAAGGACUCCUGAUCGUUUCUCAGUUCCUACAGGUCCAUCCACGACCUACAGAACAUCAGGAGAAGGAUGUUUAGAAGUACAGUUUUGUUUACAUCUGAAUAUUCAAUGUAGAAGUCCAGUAAAUCCCUGUCCUGAUGAUCUAUGUUUAAAUAUGACAUACCCAGUGUUGACCAUUUCAGGUUACUCGUUAUAAAUGCUGUACAUUUCAACACGUUGACAUUUUGUUACUGUCAACUUUAUAUUGAUUUUUCUUUUGUAAUCUAUAGGCUCCUGCAAUGUCAGUGCAUUGGUAGGGUGUGAAACAUGGACACACAUCCAUCAGUGUAACAUCCCUCUCCUCAUUAACCCAAUUAUCCUUUCAAUCACACUGUUGUUACUAACCUGCACCACAUACAAUGACCAGCCUAUGAUGAUUCACUACACACUAAGACUUUACAACAACCUUGAAGCCAUUUCUAUGAAACCAUGAAGGUAAUAACCUCGCAGAUGCCACAGUAACUCUCUCACUACACCCACGUCCCAGAAUUCCACUGAACGGCUCAUGAUCCAGUGCAGGGAGUUCAUCAUUGACUAAAGUGUGCUUGAGAAAAGGACCAUUCAGAUGGAAUGUUGUGGCAACCUGAGCCAUGGCUGACAGCUACUCUCUAUAUAAUUACAAAUAUCUCAGAACAAUGUUCUCUAUAGUUAUUUAAAAUUAAGAUGCACCUGAGAUAAAAUACGAUCAGAGGAAAAGAUGACAAACAAAUAAGCGUUGCUGUGAAGUUAGUGCUGUCUGAUGUGAAAAACCGAGUCUCCUGUUAUUCUAAAUGUUGUAAAGUUAUCACGUCCAUUCCAGAAGAGGUGUCUGUCUGAUCCCUGUUUGGUCUGAGUAGGAGUUUUCUUACAAAGUGCAGUAUAAAACAAACUAUUCCUCCUAAAAUCAUAAACAUAUAGCGAGAUAAUAAAAAAGCUCAGAUGUAGCGGGACUAAAAUGCUCUUAUUCCUUCAAAAUAGUGGUUCCAUAUGUUGUUGAUCUCUGGUAUUUUUGUUUUUAUAUAGUAGUCAGACAUUUACUGCCCCUAACAUUAACCUGUGAUUAUUUCCAGAAAAUGUUUUCUUGUUUGUUUGUUAUAGCCCCUCUUUAAAUACCCAUCCAUAUAUAUCUUAUGUGUAAAUAAAAUACAAAUAAAAAGUAUUACAAUAA
Cynoglossus semilaevis (tongue sole) is the source of this 1838-nucleotide messenger RNA. RefSeq names its product adaptor related protein complex 2 subunit sigma 1 (gene ap2s1). Lineage: Eukaryota; Metazoa; Chordata; Actinopteri; Pleuronectiformes; Cynoglossidae. Gene Ontology annotation, molecular function: clathrin-cargo adaptor activity. The transcript has 5 exons. The coding region runs from base 160 to 588 and encodes 142 amino acids. Gene Ontology annotation, cellular component: membrane coat; AP-2 adaptor complex. The record is from RefSeq and is a predicted model, not a curated record. Gene Ontology annotation, biological process: clathrin-dependent endocytosis; intracellular protein transport.